Messenger RNA from Rotaria socialis, 1086 nucleotides. The record is from the annotation of a GenBank genome assembly. Lineage: Eukaryota; Metazoa; Rotifera; Eurotatoria; Philodinida; Philodinidae.
AUGUCAUCAUCAUCAAGUUCAUCUCGUAAUAAUCGUCAACAUAAUUUUAAUCGACAAGAUUUUGAUGAUAAAGAUCCAUCGAAUAAUCAAUUAAAUGAUUCGAAUGAAAAUAUAGUUCAUAUAAAAUUUCUUUUACCUGGAACAACAACAGGAAGUGUAAUUGGAAAAGGUGGAGAAAGAAUCGCUUCAUUACAAAAAGAAACAAGUACAAAAAUGAAAAUGUCGAAAGCAGGAGAUUAUUUUCCUGGGACACAAGAACGUGUUUGUCUUGUUGUUGGAAUUGUUUCAAAUGUUUUAUCUGUUUAUGAAUUUCUAUCUGAUAAAAUAAAAGAAAGUUUUCCAGGUGAUCUUAUUCGAUCACGACAAAUUAAACUAAUUAUUCCAAAUGCUACAGCUGGAGUUAUCAUUGGAAAAGGUGGUUCAACUAUUGAAACUAUAAAACAUGAUACAAAUGCUUUACUUACAAUUACACCAAAAUCUGAUAUGCAAGAAAGGGUUAUGACUAUCACGGGUGAAGAUGAAAUUCGACUAAAAGCUUUGGAAAUUGUCUUAGAAAAAAUUUUAGAAGAUCCUCAUCAUGAUAGUGUACCAAGCGUUAAUUAUUCAAAUGAUAAAGCUGCAUCGAUGAACUCCUUAUCAAUUAUGAAUGAUAUUCAACCAUUUCAUGAUCAUGGAAAAAUGAAUGGUUUGAUAUCAAUGAAUUCUUCAUCAAAUAUGUCAAUACAAUUAAGUGGUUUGCAAAGAUUAUCACAAUUAAUAAUUAAUUCUGGUGGAACAAAUCAUAUUACAGUCGAUUCACUUGUUCACUCAUUACAAUCACUUGGGUUUGUUGAUCCACAAAUAAGAGAAAUAGUUCCAUCCAUCACAACAUUAAUUAAUUAUGGUUUAAUAACCAUUGAUAAUUUAACUCGUCCAAAUAUUUAUUCUUCAACUGGAUCAAAUAAUCAUCUAUUAUUUUCAACAAAUCAUAAUAAUUAUUCAUUAUCACACCGUGAUCAUCAAGAUAGUUAUUCUCGAAACAGUACUGAUAUGGACUAUAAACGAUUUAAAUCUGAUCAACAACGAUCAACUAAAACAAAACGAUAA